Messenger RNA from Stylophora pistillata, 1266 nucleotides. RefSeq lists its product as uncharacterized. NCBI's taxonomy places the organism in Eukaryota, Metazoa, Cnidaria, Anthozoa, Scleractinia, Pocilloporidae. The record is from RefSeq and is a predicted model, not a curated record.
AUGGCUCCCGAUUCUAUCGCCAUCGAGCCAGAGAAAGGAUGGGAAGGUGCCACGCCCAACCACUCUCACGUGUCCUUGGAAUGGUUGACGUGGACAGAGAGAAGCCUGGGCACGAGAAUCCAGCAUGUGCGUCAGGGCGGAGAAUUCAGCAUUCCCCAUGGAUCUCGCGUGUAUACUGUCGACGGUUACGUUGCAGAAACGCGUACAGUCUACGAGUUCCAUGGGUGUUUGUUCCACGGUUGCCAUGACUGCUCUCCCAAAAGAAACCAGGUUGCCUUUGCGUCCGCCGGUCUUAAUGUGGAAGCACUUCGUCACAAAACAGCCCAGAAAACUGCCACAUUGCAACGAUUGGGGUAUACUGUCGUUGAAAUGUGGCAGUGUCAGUGGGAAAAACAAAAUAAAUCUGACCCAGAUCUCCGUACCUUCAUCCAGUCCCUUACCUUCACCACACCCCUUCAACCGCGUGAAGCUUUCUUUGGUGGAAGAACUGGGGCGACCACGCUCUAUCAUCGAAUCGACCCCACCCAAGGAGAGCAGAUCCGAAAAUUGGUUCCGCCUUUAAACUCACGUUCCCUCUCUCCCGUUCCUGCGUCGGAGAAGAAUCGCAAAAAACCCAUGCAAGAAAGAAAUCACGUCUGCCCCCACACGGACGAGGAACGUAUGCUGACGGGAACGUGGUGUACUUCCAAAAUCCACAAAGCCAUCGAAAUGGGGUAUCAGCUGAAACGCAUACACCAGGAAUGGCAUUUCGAAAAAAGACAGCGUGGACUCUUUGCUCCUUACGUCGACACUUGGUUGAAAAUUAAACAAGAAAGUAGCGGUUACCCCGCCUGGUGCCAGACAGAGGAGCAAAAAGCCCACUACGUCAAACAAUGCAAGCAGAAAGAAGGAAUUGACCUCAACCCCACCAUGAUCACCAAAAACCCUGGAAGGAAAGCUACAGCCAAACUGAUGUUGAACUCCUUCUGGGGCAAGUUUGGCCAAAACUGCAAUAAAUCUAAAGUCCAUCAGAUUUCCCACCCAGCAGCAUUAUUAGAUCUCCUCGACGACCCCUUACAGCAGGUUCAAGAGGUUCGUAUCCUUUCCCCCGAGUUGGUGGAAGUGGUUACUAAACGCGACGACCAAGAUCCAGAGAAAGGCCGUGCUACUAACGUGUUCAUCGCUGCCUUUACUACCUGCCAGGCCCGCUUAAAGCUAUACGAGUCGUUGGAAAUAUUAAGAAAUCGAGUGCUUUACUACGAUACCGAUUCGGUAGUCUAUAAGUGA